AUGGCCAUACAAGAUCCGGGUGAACCGCAAAUACCGGUAUCAAGAUUGCGGAACCCAGCAUCCUCCGCUUCCACAGCAGAGAUAUUAGAAGAACUAACCCGCCAAAUCGUCCGAGACCGCAACGCCGGCCUUCUAGACACCCACGCAAUCCGGAACCACGUCUCCAGCAGCCUAAUCGCCCGCAACGACUUCGACGACGUUGCCGUUCAGACGCGGGACCGAGCUUUUCAGCAUCAGGAACAGCAGCAUCCCGGCAGUCAGAUUGAAGUUUGGUUUAACGUGCACCUUACUGCGCGGAUCAAAGGUUUGUCGAGAGAGGGUCACGAUGGGUUUGUGCGGGAAAGCGUGAGUAUUUGCAAGUGGGAGAAGGGGUCGAAGUGGGAGGAGUGGAAGAUGGUAGCGUUUACUACGCUUACUGGGCCUAGUGGGUACGCUCUUUAG
Molecule: messenger RNA, 441 nt
Organism: Baudoinia panamericana UAMH 10762
Lineage: Eukaryota; Fungi; Ascomycota; Dothideomycetes; Mycosphaerellales; Teratosphaeriaceae
Exons: 2
Coding region: 1-441 (146 amino acids)
Source: RefSeq, a predicted model, not a curated record